GCGUCAUUUCCGGUUUCUCUCCGAUACUCGAUCGCCCACUCACUCGUCCCUCGUCACUCGUCUCGAGACGCCAAAAGUCGACGCCAACACUCGUCUCCAUUCCUAUCAACAUUUUACCGUGAAUUAUCAGGCAACGUUAGUUGAUCAGCGUUGAUUAUCUCCACUAACUAACAGUGCACCGAGUGAAUUAAUAGAGAAAUUCGCUAUGUACACCAGGAGCCGAGGAUCAAACCAAACCCAACAGAAUACAUCGUUCGUUCGAGGACCGACUAUGAACGCCAACCCCGGGUACCAGACGGGGAAUGCUCAAUCUUAUCAGCAAGCAGGAACACCGCAGAAGCAGUCUCAGCCUCAGGGCCAGAUGCAGACUCCAGGGCAGGGACAGGCUAAGAUGGGAACACCCCAGCAGCAGCAGAUGAAGUUCCAGGGCCUGCAGCAGCAGACCCCGCAGAAGCCCUUCCAAGGCCAGCAGAUGCAGCAUACACCCCAGCAAGGCCAACAGAUGCAGCAUACACCCCAGCAAGGCCAGCAGAUGCAGCAUACACCCCAGCAAGGCCAGCAGAUGCAGCAUACACCCCAGCAAGGUCAGCAGAAGCAGUUUGGACAGCAGCAGCAGCAACAACAACAACAACAGCAGCAGCAACAACAGCAGCAGCCGCAGCAGACUCCUGAGAAGAAGAUUCCAGGGCUGAAUAUCGCCAUGCCGAAGACUCCAGGGCCCAAUGCCAAUCAGAAUAAUGCGCAGGGGAGUGUGGGGGCUGCCGGAGCUGCCGCCACUGGACAAAAUCAGGAGAGUUCCAUGGAUUACGAGGAUGUCAUGCCUGAGGGGGAUGGCUUCUCCGAGACUAGUGAUCAGCCUAAGUGGAGGCGCUCGAAGCUUCAAGGAACCAAGGUCAAUAGAAAAUUGAGACGUCUGAGGAUGAACCAGCGUCUGAGGAAGACUCUUAUGCCCAAGAAUGCAAUAAUGGUUCUAAACGAGAUGAAGGCUGGUGUACAGUUCACCUUCCCAGAGACUCAAUCAGUUCCAAACUCUCUUUUCCUCGUUCAUGCUGAGUUGGAUGGAAAGACCUACGUUGGUCAAGGUCUCUCCAAGCCCUUGGCCCGUCAAAAUGCAGCUGAGAAUGCUCUCAAGUGUCUUCUCCUCGAGAAGAUGACAGCAGCUGCCAACAAAGCACGCACCGACGCUGAGAACGAUCCCCAGGGAGCACCAGAUACCACUGAAGCUUCCAAAGACGAUGGUGCUGCAGCUCCAGUUGCAGCAGCUACAGGAGACUCUGCGAAUCCAGACGCAGCAGCUGGAACUCCAAUGAAUGUCGAUGACACUGACGAGAUACCCUGGAGCUCAUUGGCCAGUUUUGCACUUUACAAACUAUUCCUGGAGUGGCAGAAUCAGGGAACCGUCGUGCCCAUUCCACGACCCGGCACUCAGACACCACCAAAAGCCAAAACUGAAUCGAAACCAUCAACUGAGAAGGUUCUACCUGAGAAUGCACUCUCUGUUCAUCCAGUCAUGCUGCUCAAUCAGAUGAAACCGGGGAUCACUUAUGUCGAAGUCAGCAGGUCUGGGAAUCCACCCAAUACUCUGUUUACACUUUCGGUUGAAAUCGAUGAGAAAAUCUACACUGGAGCUGCAAAGAACAAGAGAGAUGCUAAGAAAAUUGCUGCUAAGGCAGCCCUCAAGGCUCUGUACAAACUCGAGUACCCGGAGGAAGCCAAAUCUGAACCUGCGGAGCCAAUGCAGGUCUCCGAGCAAAUGCAGCAGCCGCUGCAAUAGAUCAACAACUUUUCACAGAUUUUUUCAUAAUUAACGAGUAUGAAUCCUAUAUUUACUGACUUUAGUUCAUGUUAAUCCUGACGUUUCUGAUGAAUACGAAGCAAUUCAACAUGUUUAAUGAACUUCAUUCGUAAUUCAAUGACCAUUUUCUUGAUAUGUAAUGAGUGUCGUAUCGAAAAGCCUGAAUUAAAUAAAAAUCAUGAAACUACAA
Diachasma alloeum is the source of this 1985-nucleotide messenger RNA. RefSeq names its product mediator of RNA polymerase II transcription subunit 15. Gene Ontology annotation, molecular function: double-stranded RNA adenosine deaminase activity; double-stranded RNA binding; tRNA-specific adenosine deaminase activity. Gene Ontology annotation, cellular component: cytoplasm; nucleolus. The transcript has 6 exons. The record is from RefSeq and is a predicted model, not a curated record. Bases 206 to 1774 code for a protein of 522 amino acids. NCBI's taxonomy places the organism in Eukaryota, Metazoa, Arthropoda, Insecta, Hymenoptera, Braconidae. Gene Ontology annotation, biological process: adenosine to inosine editing; RNA processing.